Molecule: messenger RNA, 447 nt
Organism: Penicilliopsis zonata CBS 506.65
Lineage: Eukaryota; Fungi; Ascomycota; Eurotiomycetes; Eurotiales; Aspergillaceae
Exons: 1
Biological process (GO): regulation of DNA-templated transcription; DNA repair
Molecular function (GO): methyltransferase activity; sequence-specific DNA binding; zinc ion binding
Source: RefSeq, a predicted model, not a curated record
CAGGGCUCGCAUGCUCGGUGGCUCGCCCUUACGCAGCGUGCGCCUUCUUCGCACUCGUCCUUCAUCUACGGCGUGAAAUCGACCAAGAUCUACUGCCGGCCGACUUGCCCUGCACGGCUUGCUCGACGAGCCAACGUCGACUUCUUCGACACGACCGACCAAGCACGAAGCGCAGGAUUCCGGCCGUGCAAGCGAUGUCAACCGGACAGCGCGAGUUUCGUCGGAGACAGAGAGGCUCUCGUCGCCCGGGUGAUCGCCCUCCUACGGACCGGCAAGGCCGACCCAGAGACAAAGAUCCGGAUCAAGGAUCUAGCGCAGGAGGCCGGGAUGACGCCGAGCUAUCUGUGCCGCGUCUUCAAGAAGACCAUGGGCGUCACGAUCGGAAUGUACAUGGCAGAGUUUGAGAAGGAUGACGGCAAUGCAGACACAGAGAUGCCAGCGGCCCCG